AUGGAUAGGAGAAAUUGCUCCUCGUGGAAUGAAUUUGUGUUCUUGGGGAUUACCAAUACUCCUGAGACAAAAGUGAUUUUGUUUGUCACCUUUAUACUUGUCUAUUUCAUUAAUAUUCUGGCAAAUCUUGGAAUGAUCACUUUAAUCCUAGUGGACUCCCAGCUUCACACACCCAUGUACUUCUUCCUCAGUCACCUCUCUUUCUGUGACCUCUGCUACUCCACGGCCAUUGGGCCCAAGAUGCUGGUGGACAUAUUUGGCAAGAACAAAUCCAUUCCUUUCCUGGGCUGCGCUCUGCAGUUCUUGAUCUUCUGCAUCUUUGCGGAUGCUGAGUGCAUGCUGCUGGCAGUGAUGGCCUUUGACCGGUACAAGGCCAUCAGCAGCCCUCUGCUCUACACGGUGAACAUGUCCAGUAGGGUGUGCACUCUGCUCGUGGCUGGAGUUUACCUGGUGGGGAUGGCAGAUGCCCUGAUCCACACCACACUGGCAUUCCGCUUAUGUUUCUGUGGGUCUAAUGAGAUCAAUCAUUUCUUCUGUGAUUUGCCUCCACUUUACCUCCUCUCUUGUUCUGACAUCGAGGUCAAUGAGUUGGUAUUAUUCAUCAUUUUUGGCUUCAUCGAGGUGAGCACUAUCUCAGGAGUCCUCAUCUCUUACUGUUAUAUUAUUUUAUCAGUGUUAAAAAUUAGAUCUGCUGAGGGCAGGUUCAAAGCUUUCUCCACUUGUACCUCUCACUUGACAGCAGUUGCCAUUUUCCAGGGAACUGUGCUCUUCAUGUAUUUCCGACCAAGUUCCUCCUACUCCCUAGAUCAAGACAAAAUGACGUCUUUGUUUUACACCCUUGUGAUACCUAUGCUGAACCCUCUGAUUUAUAGUCUACGGAACAAGGAUGUGAAAGAGGCUGUGUUAAAGCUGAGAAAUAAAAGGUGUAUUUAA
Molecule: messenger RNA, 933 nt
Organism: Dipodomys ordii (Ord's kangaroo rat)
Lineage: Eukaryota; Metazoa; Chordata; Mammalia; Rodentia; Heteromyidae
Product: olfactory receptor 5W2-like
Exons: 1
Coding region: 1-933 (310 amino acids)
Biological process (GO): sensory perception of smell; G protein-coupled receptor signaling pathway
Cellular component (GO): membrane
Molecular function (GO): olfactory receptor activity; odorant binding; G protein-coupled receptor activity
Source: RefSeq, a predicted model, not a curated record